AUCGCAUAUUUUGCCACUCGCACCAGUGCCAAAACAAAACAUUUGCCUUAGUAAUUUUUUUUCUGUGCGUAAAACGAAAGCAAAACAAAUCGGCCGCCAGUGAUUUUAAUAAUCCGUUUGUUUGUCUCAAAUACCAUCUGCAUUCAGAAAAUUGAAUCCGGUGGCUUUCUAGUCAAUAUUACUUAUAAUACGUAGAAGACUUUUAACAGGAAAAGUUCUUGUGAUAUUUAAGCAGAUUUUUCAUCUUCGCUUAGCCUGUUUACGUUUUGAAAUGCUGGUUUUUCAGUCUAGAAAAUCUUCGUAUGUGAACAGACUAAUAAUAUUCCCUCUAUGAUGUCUCGAAGCCUCCAGCAAAACCUUCUAUUUUUGCAAAAACAGCGGGAAGUGAAAAUAUUGUUUUUGUUUCAGUCGUAAAGCUAAGUUUGUUGACAUGAUUGUCGAGAUGAAAACAAUACGGUUCAAUGGCUUGACGAAAGACCUGUUUCUCUAAUCAACCUCAAUUCUUGAUUCUUAUAGGCCGAUCAAGUGCAAGGAACCUGUUUUGGUGAUCAGUGCUGCGAGUUCUGUUGUAAGUUGAAACAUGCAACACAACUUUUUUAUAAGCUGAUGGAAAUAGACUUUCUGAACAAUUGCCGCGAUCUUGUCUAAAUGGGAUCACCAUUUAACGCAAUUGAAGAGAACCUUGAUUCGCCGCAUGUCAGGUAUCAGGUUAAUAUGUUACCGAUUGCAACGUUUUUUUUUUAGAUUUGAAUUGAGAUAUGUUGGCUGAAAAGGUUUAAUUUGGACAACGCGGGGAUAAAAUGAAUAGUGAAUCGUACAAUUUUCCGCGUCAGGAUAUGGUUUACGUUUGAAAGGAGUUGGAAGCGAUCAUUUCACGCAGUUGUAGCGCUUCAUUCAGAACUGGUAAUGAAAAAUUCUGACCACUGACCUCAUGUACUUGAGAAAGCUGGAACUAAUAUUUUUGACAGACACGUGUCUGGUAAACAACGCAAGUUGUUUACCCUUAGAAGUGCAUCUUUGAUAGACUUGUCGAAGAGUUGUUGUCAAACUCUGUAUUGUGAAGUCACUCAUUGUUCAGCUUUCUGGUUAUAACUAAAAGUUACGCGGCCAUAAUCUCGACCGGGAUUUUGCUAACCGGCUAAAUAUUUCAGGGUAAAAGAGAUGUUGUUUAUUCCGGAUGAGCAAGCACAGAUAUUGACCGGCACUAACAACUCGUCCGUGCUAGGUUGGUUUGUAAUAACUUGUCUUAACUGAACCACAUUUGUUUGCUUUUGUUCCAGGUGAGAAUCACGGAUGCGCAAGGCUGCCAUGCCUCCUAACAGCACAGAACUCGAAACAACAAGCGAGGCAUUGAUCGCCGAAUCACUGUUCUUUGGCCUUUUAAGCCUCGUCAUUUUAGCGGGAAAUACUCUUGUAUGCACAGCUAUUUACAAGAAUCGAAAGCUUCGCACCAAAACAAACUACUAUUUGGUCUCGCUCGCCGUCGCUGACAUAAUGGUUGGGGUGUUUUCUGUCCCGUACUGGAUCUACUUUAGAUUAGUCAAUCCUGGUGUAAAUACAGUGGCUUACAAAGUGUACAUCACAUACGACAUCCUGUGCGGCACAGCGUCCAUCAUAAAUCUUGUGAUGAUCAGUCUGGAGCGAUGUAUUUCAGUCACGGAGCCUGCUAUUCAUCGAAACUUAUCGCGAAAGACGAUUUGUCUGACGAUAGCUGCCGCGUGGAUUUAUGCCAUUAUUGUCGCGUGCGUCAAUCACGUGAGUGGAUCCUACCUUAAAUGGUAUCCGCUUUUCGUCAGCACUGCGAGUUUCUUCUUGCCUUUGUUCAUCAUACUCAUAGCGUACUCUUUGAUUUACAAAAUCGCGCAAACGAGGGAACGCGCGAGACGUUCGCGAUCCCUCGCGCGGGAAAUCCGCAUCGCAGUGACUCUGGCGGUGGUUAUUGUAGCAUUCGUUGUUGCUUGGUUACCGUUCUUUGUUAUGUUACUAAUAACGACCUAUUGUAGGACGUGUGAAGUGGACUACAGUGUCAUUGUGCCUUUCACGAAAUGGAUGCAUUACAGUGGCUCGAUGGUUAAUCCCGUCAUAUACACUCACCGCAAUCGCGACUUCCGUCACGCGUUUGGGAAAAUCUUGUUAUUUUGCGCAGGUAAGAAAAUGCACAGUUUGGCUCAACCAAAUUCAAGAGCGUCUCAGUUAGGAAUCGAGAACUGCCCUUCAGUUGUCAAGCAUAGUGAUAUUUCUGAUAACAAUGAAAAUCCCGUGCGAGUCACGCGAGCAAACAGUUACGUUCUCGCACAGAACACAAACGGUCACUUGUCUGUUGAAGGAUACAGAAAUAAUGAAACAAGAGCUUGAAAGAUAAUGUUACGCUAUGCGUUUGAAAAAGAAUUAAGAUUUUUAACCGAAGUGGAGGGGAACAUUACAGCUUUAGUGUUUUCCUGGGGGCCUGUUGAUAUGGAGAAAAGUUGUUCCCUUUGACCGAGCCAAACAAUUGGUCCUAACACAGUUUGCGCAUGUUCCAUAGGUCUCGACAUGUCUAAAGCUCUUGCAAGGAAAACUAGUUGGUUCGGGCGACCUCACAGUCACCCUGAGUUGAAAGUUAGUGACUUUCCAACUAAGGUGACCUUGGCCCCAAAACCGACUUUGUUAAUUCACUUGUGAACAACUCGCUUAUAUUUUCCAAAAAAUGUUGGUAAGUUCUCUCGCACAGGAUGUUCAGGCAUAGAAGGGUAGCCCUCCGACUAGGGACGGCUUUUCUCCCUGUAAACAGGUCCCUAAUCGCUAACUAAGAGAGAAGGUAGAAUUUGUUUUUACCUGAAAUAAAAAGACGUACCCUAACAGCAAAGUCUCCUCGAUCAUAAAGAAAGAAAAAAGAGAAGAUCGAAGACUGUGCUCAUAGGGUAGAAAAGACGACGUCCUUCUGAACUGAAGUAAUCUAGCAGAUGAAGACUAAGAGAAUGUAAUUACUUUUUUAGGCCGUGAAAUGGCAUGUGACUAUAGGCAGAUGAAGCACCACAUCAAGAACGAAAAAACAUGUUUUACCACAUUUCCAAACAACGAGAACACGUACAGUUGAAAAUACGACGCACAGUCGUAAACGCAGUCUCGAAUGAUUAACAUGACUUGUAUAUCUUCUCAAUCGAGAGUAAAACUACGGAGAAAACGGAGAAAUAGAUUCUUAAGGCUCUAAGCUAAUUUAAGAUCAGAUAUCCAAACACCGUCCCCGCCAAAGGCUUGCCAAGAUCAUU
Molecule: messenger RNA, 3248 nt
Organism: Orbicella faveolata
Lineage: Eukaryota; Metazoa; Cnidaria; Anthozoa; Scleractinia; Merulinidae
Product: D(1)-like dopamine receptor
Biological process (GO): G protein-coupled receptor signaling pathway
Cellular component (GO): plasma membrane
Molecular function (GO): G protein-coupled receptor activity
Source: RefSeq, a predicted model, not a curated record